AAGUACCGCGAGAGUUUCCAGAGCGGCAGCUAGGUUACCUUGGAAACAAGCCCAAACAUCACGCGCUGACGCCACACUGAGCUUCAUUCACAUUCUGAAGUUGUGACGCGUUUCAUUCUAUAAUGACUGUCGAUUAUUAUGUGACCCUGGAGCUGAACAGAGACGCAACAGACGCAGAUAUUAAAAAAGCAUAUCGACGUCUUGCGUUGAAGUUUCAACCGAGCAGCAACAGAAAACCUGGAAGCAGCGAGAAGUUCACUCAGCUGAGUGAAGCCUACGAUGUUCUCAGCGACCCUAAGAAAAAGGCCACGUACGACAAGUUUGGUGAGGAGGGUCUAAAGCGUGGUAUUCCACCUCAGUGUGGCAGCGAUGGAGCUUGGUCAUCUAAAUAUACCUACCAUGGGAGACCAGACAAAACAUUCAGGCAAUUCUUCGGAGGUGACAACCCAUUUGCGGAUUUCUAUACUAACGAGGAACCACUUCAGUUUGGUGGCCUCCAGCAAGUAGUGGUGAAGACACAAGACUCUCCAAUAGAGAGAGACCUUAAUUUGUCUCUGGAUGAUCUCUUCCAUGGAUGCACGAAAAAGAUCAAGAUUUCUCGAAGAAUUAUGAAUGAGGAUGGACACACAUCGAACAUCAAAGACAAGAUCCUGUCUGUAGAUGUAAAACCUGGAUUGAAGGAGGGUACAAGAAUCAUUUUCUCCAAAGAGGGAGAUCAGGGACCGAACAACAUCCCUGCAGACAUUGUAUUCAUAGUGCGACAGAAGAGUCAUCCUCUGUUUGAAAGACAAGACAAUGACCUGAUCUACAAGGCCCACAUUUGUCUGGAGAUGGCCCUGAGUGGAUUCUCUGUGGAUGUGGAAACACUAGAUGGCAGGAUACUCACCAUCCCCAUCAAUGACAUUGUGCACCCUACAUACAGAAAGGUGGUGAGUGGAGAGGGAAUGCCGUCAUCCUGUGAACCUUCACAGAGAGGAAACCUCGUCAUCACGUUUGACAUCCACUUCCCUGAGAAGCUCUCUGCAGAGCAGAGGCAUCUGAUCAAGAAAGCUUUGAAAUAAAUACUGAGCACAUAUCAA
Molecule: messenger RNA, 1079 nt
Organism: Solea senegalensis (Senegalese sole)
Lineage: Eukaryota; Metazoa; Chordata; Actinopteri; Pleuronectiformes; Soleidae
Product: dnaJ homolog subfamily B member 13-like
Exons: 8
Coding region: 123-1061 (312 amino acids)
Cellular component (GO): cytosol
Molecular function (GO): protein-folding chaperone binding
Source: RefSeq, a predicted model, not a curated record